AUGUCUGGUUACUUCCAGCAGUUCUACCUGCAUGCUGUGGCAUCGCAAUCACAUUGGCGGCUGCAGGUAUGCUGUGAGAAAUCAGCCUCCAGAGUCGAUGCCUGCGAGACAGCCUGGGCCUGGGCCUACUUUGGCGACAAUCAAAAUGCCUUCAGUCGUGACUCCGUGGAGUACACACCCUCAAGUCUUCGCGGGCGGAGUGCAGCAGGCAAACAGUACCCAUUCAAAGAGCACUUCAAUGGUGCAGUGGUCCUUGAGACCAUUGAUUUUUCAGUCAGUGAUUUGAGGAAGGACGAUCCCAUUCAACAUGGACUUCUGCAGGUCACUGUCAUGACUGCUCCGCUGCAAACAGUUUGCAAACCAUUGUCCGAAAAACAAGUGCAACAAUUUGCAGAUCGGAUCGGGUACAUGCUGCAAAGUUUGGUGUUCUUCAUAGAGGCUUCGAGCGAGGAGAACGAAUGCUUCCUCAAUUUGUGGGACUUGACGAAGUCUCUGCCAACUUGGUGGUGGGAAGAUGCUUCAGGCAUAUUCAAAUCUUGCUUCCUGACUUUUGCGCGUGGAAUCUCUGACGUCAAUGACCUCAAAAUGAUCGAGGAUUCAUUCAACAUUUUUAAUGACCAGCAGAAGUGGGAAGCAUUAAAUGGGCACAUGUUUCAGGCUGCCGACCGCAUUCACGAUGUCACAGGGUCUAAUAAGAAAGCCCGUUACUAUCGCCAAGCAACCUUCAAUGGCAACAAUUGCGAUUGCCGGGUCAGCUUUGGAGGGGACGACAAGUGGAAAAAAGCCACAUGCCCAAGGGCAGCCAAUGCUCAUCUCCAUGGCCAAAUUUUCGAAAAUUGUCUGAUGAAGAAUAUGAAGAAGAACCAUGAGGACUUGUUUCCACAGGAGACCGCUUUGCCUCAUUGGUUAAAAUCAGGUACGUUCCAUGUAUUAUUCAAUGAAUACAACCACCUGGAGGGAAACUCAAUCGAUUUUCAUGAUGACGCGGGAGAAACCUACAGCUUUCUUGAUCCCAUUUGCUCAUUCACAUUCAAAAGUCCUGGAAUUCUUCUGGUCAAGCGCAAGUCUGAGUCCAAGAAAAGCGAGAAGAAGAAGACUAACGAAGCAUCCAUUCUUCUGCUGUUUCAGAAUCCUGGCGAUUGUGUGGUCAUGUCUGGUUACUUCCAGCAGUUCUACCUGCAUGCUGUUCCUGCCAGAAAUAAAUGGGCUGACAUCCGCGAAAGCAGGCAGUACGAGGGAGUUCCGAUUUGCAGUGAUGACGAGCACUGGACGCAGUUUUGUAAUUUCUUGGACCACUUGCAGAAGGAUUCAGAAUCAGAAUCAGCCAACACGACAUGGGCUUGGCGAUGGAACUGCACUCUCAGGUGGCAUCGCAAUCACAUUGGCGGCUGCAGGUAUGCUGUGAGAAAUCAGCCUCCAGAGUCGAUGCCUGCGAGACAGCCUGGGUUGACAAUCAAAAUGCCUUCAGUGACUCCGUGGAGUACACACCCUCAAGUCUUCGCGGGCGGAGUGCAGCAGGCAGAUUCAAGUAGUUCAACUGUUCGGCCAGGUGCUGUCACUGUCAUUUUGCCUCAGGGCAUGGCUCUAAUGGGUCCAAUUGGUCAGGCUGCCGCCACGUGUGUCAGUGAUUCAGCACUUGUGUCUGAUGAUCGACCGGGCAGAAUGAUUCAAUCCGCCACGUGUGUCCGUGAUUCAGCAUCAGUGUCUGAUGAUCGACCGGCCGGACUGAGUCAAUCUGCCCCGUGUGUCAGUGAUUCAGCAUCAGUGUCUGAUGAUCGACCGGGCGAACUGACUCAAUCAUUAAGGCGGGGGACCAAACGCACACAGGCCAAACCCGAAUCUGCUGAUUCACUGCCAGCAGGCAAAAAAAUAAAAAUGGCAAAAAUUGUGGGCAUGCACGUUGACAGACUGAGUCCAAAGUUAACUGCAGACCUGUUGAAGUGCUGGUCUUUUUUUCCGUCUCCGCAUCUCAGGAAUCACCAGGUAGAAUUUUUGAAAAAAAUGUUGUCAGACAUUUUGGAGACAGAAGCGACGAUCAGGGAGGCAUUGUGUGAGGGGGUUGAUUUGAGCCCACUGUCACUGUCACUGUCACCAGCAGAUCCAAUGCCUUCAGACAAAUGGCUCACAUCCUUGAGCAAAAGCAAAAGUGUGAUUGAUUUGAAACUGUCUCUGUUGACCCAACAGAAACUGCUUGAAGAGUUUCUGAACGAUUAUCAAUGGGUCAAUGCGUGCAUUCAAGGAAGUCAAGUGAACGUGCUGCAAACCAGGAGGCAUUUGCGGAGGUGUCCUGUAAAAGGUCAGGAUUUUGUCAACUGGUUUCAGCAACAGAGAAAUUCUUUUGACACUGGGGCUUUGAAAGAUUCUGGAUGGCUCAAAAUGAAUGCAUUUAUUGAUGACUGCCUGCACGUUGUUCCUUCAGGCAAACAGUACCCAUUCAAAGAGCACUUCAAAGGUGCAGUGGUCCUUGAGACCAUUGAUUUUUCAGUCAGUGAUUUGAGGAAGGACGAUCCCAUUCAACAUGGACUUCUGCAGGUCACUGUCAUUCCUUCUCCGCUGCAAACAGUUUGCAAACAGUUGUCCGACCAACAAGUGGCACAAUUUGCAGACCGGAUUGGGUACAUGCUGCAAAGUUUGGUGUUCUUCAUAGAGGCUUCGAGCGAGGAGAACGAAUGCUUCCUCAAUUUGUGGUCAAGAAGAUUUGCAAUUCAAAUGGAGCCCGAAGAUUUGUUUCUGCUUGAGCAAGGACCCGCAUCUUUCUCACUGACAAUAAUGAUGCUGAUCAAAUCAGAAUCAGAACCACCGCCAGAAACUCUGGUCUUCAAGAAAUGGCGUGAGCAAUUCCAUGUUGUGUACGUAUCAGACAAGCUUUGGACAUCGGACAAAAUGCUGCUUGAAGAGAAGGAGAAGUCCGGUUUCUUGCAACCAGUGCUGACAACACUGGGAAUUGAAUCGUUGAAGAAUGUUGCUUCGUCAUGUUGCUAUGUCCUACAAAGGGACAGUGAAUCAGGAUGGUGGAUCAUGUGGUUGGCAGUGAUGAGCUCCAAAAGUGAAAAGGUCGAACUGACUUUGCUUUUUCCACAGAGCAAAACAAAGGCUGCCUUUUGGACGGAAGGGAUGCACAGCUACGUCCUCUCCGACUGGGAUCUCUGCUUGGGUGAUUCUGAUUCCACUUAUGAUUCAUGGGCCCGCCAUGCCAACAUCAUCACUGAACUCGACAACGUGAAAAAGACUGAAUGA
This is a messenger RNA of Cladocopium goreaui, 3237 nucleotides long. The record is from the annotation of a GenBank genome assembly. NCBI's taxonomy places the organism in Eukaryota, Dinophyceae, Suessiales, Symbiodiniaceae.